This is a messenger RNA of Manihot esculenta (cassava), 2249 nucleotides long. RefSeq names its product type IV inositol polyphosphate 5-phosphatase 7. The coding region runs from base 444 to 1910 and encodes 488 amino acids. Gene Ontology annotation, biological process: phosphatidylinositol dephosphorylation. The transcript is spliced from 7 exons. The record is from RefSeq and is a predicted model, not a curated record. Gene Ontology annotation, molecular function: phosphatidylinositol-3,4,5-trisphosphate 5-phosphatase activity; phosphatidylinositol-4,5-bisphosphate 5-phosphatase activity; inositol-polyphosphate 5-phosphatase activity. NCBI's taxonomy places the organism in Eukaryota, Viridiplantae, Streptophyta, Magnoliopsida, Malpighiales, Euphorbiaceae.
UAGAACCUUGUGAGGCCUACAUCUUUCUCACUUCCCUUGUGAUUCAUUGAAUAAAUUACACAAUGAAAUCUGGCAGGGAAGCUUCUUCCUCUCCUCUUGCUUCUUCUUCCUAGCUUUGACUAUUACAUGCCAUUUUCUCUCAAACCUUUCUCUUUUCUUUGGAUUCUCAGCUCAAGUAACUUAUAUGUUUUGGUUUUGGGCUUGUCUUUUUGUUUGAAUCUCAUCGAUUUUCUUUUGGGCGAUUAGUACUAUGAUUUUUCACACUGAAACUCACGCUUUGUGUGAACAUUCAUGUAUGUGAUUACAGUACCUGGAAGGUUAAACAAGUUUAAUGCAAAUUUGAAAAAGGUUUGAGAGGAAUUGCACAAAGCAGAUCUACUGCUCCUGCUCCAUCUCGCUUGAUCUUGUAAUUUGUGGCAUGGACUUGGUCUCUGUUGUGAGAUAUGUAUAGCGAGAACCAGAAGUCCAAAACCAAGACAUUUCAUAAGUGGUUUACAAGAAAGAACAAGAGGGAAAAAGCACAUGAUCAGCUAAAUGAAAUUUCAGUCCCAUGUUUUAUUACAGAUGAUAGUGAAGAUGAAGUUGAUAUUCUGGAUGAUGUUUAUGUUCACUCAUUGGAGACUGAUCCAUGCAUUUCAACCAACGAGCUAAGAAUCUUUGUUGGUACCUGGAAUGUUGCCGGAAGGUCUCCAGUAGGAAGUCUAGCAGUAGAUUUGGACGAGUGGUUAAAUCUCAAGGAUGCAGCUGAUAUGUAUGUACUCGGAUUUCAAGAGAUUGUACCAUUAAAAACAAGAAACGUGAUAGGAGCAGAGGACCCAACUGAAGCAACAAACUGGAACCUGCUUAUAGGAAAAACACUUAAUGAUAAAUAUGGGUGCCCAUGGUUAACCCCCAUGACAGAUCCAAUCUCAAGCUACCACUAUCACUAUGACAAGAUCUCCGAUUCAGAAAGGAGGACAAGUGUAAGCGGUCAUUCUGGGAUUCAACAGUUAAGGACAGAAGAUGAGAACUUGUAUGGUGGCAGCAAGUACAAGCUAAUGGCAAGCAAGAAGAUGGUCGGAGUGUUCAUAAGUGUAUGGAUGAAGAAGGAAUUGCUUAGCAAGUACUAUGUUUCAAAUGUGAAGGUUAGCUCAGUGGCUUGUGGCAUCAUGGGUUAUUUGGGGAACAAAGGUUCAGUUUCAGUUAGCAUGUCUAUAGAAGGAACAAGCUUUUGCUUUAUUGCUGCCCAUCUAGCUUCUGGAGAGAAAAAAGGUGAUGAAUGCAGAAGGAACCACCAAGUUACAGAGAUUUUUAGGCGAACUUCUUUCCCUCGAUCCUCUGAAGACGAUUGUAAUCCUCAACCUCUCACCAUCUUAGGACAUGAUAGGAUAUUCUGGUUUGGAGAUCUCAACUAUAGAUUGUACUUGGAAGACAACUUGGCCAGAUAUUUGAUAAAGAAACAAGACUGGAAAGCAUUGCAAGAGUUUGAUCAGCUUCGAAGAGAACUAGAAAAUGGUGGAGUAUUUCAAGGUUGGAGAGAGGGAAACAUAGAAUUUGCACCAACAUACAAGUACUCUACAUCAAAUUGCAAUAGGUAUUCAGGCGGCUUGCCAAGUAGAUCAGGAGAAAAGCAAAGAACUCCUGCAUGGUGUGACAGAAUUCUAUGGUAUGGAAAAGGAAUCGAGCAGCUUUCAUACUUCCGUAGUGAAAGCAAGUUCUCUGACCAUCGUCCUGUUUCUGCACUAUUUUCUAUACCCGUGGAAGUCAAAAAGCCUACUAAUCCAAGAAUCUUUCCAUUGCAGACCAUUCUUCCAACCAUAAAACCUCCCAGAAAAAGGGAGCCAGGCAACAAUAAUGAAGAGACCAAAUCAACAUUGUCGUCAUUAAUGGCAAAAGAUCUAAUAGAAGCAUCACCUACAAAUAUGCUAUAGCUAAAGCAGAGUAUAGGAUAUGCAGCUAGAGCUGGAUUUUUCUGGAGAUAUGCCAUUUCCUCACGAUCUCCUUUCCUUCAUUUUUGCCCCCUUUCCUUCGGGGUUUUAAAGGGAAAUCUUAUUAAAGAAAGCAAAGUUGAUUUGAUGAAUGUGAUCACAUUCAUCAAUAACUAAAUUAUUUAUGACACUUAUUUCAUUAAAGUGUGAUUAAUGUUGGAUAUACAACAUGAAAUUGUAGAAAUAGUUUGACCAUUUUGAUUGGAUCAAACAUUGUUAAAGAUACUGUGAUGAAGCUUAAAUGAAUUAUAAAUGCCAAAAUCAGUUGAUGACUCUUUUUCA